Ctenocephalides felis (cat flea) is the source of this 2495-nucleotide messenger RNA. It is a transcript of the gene fws, whose product is annotated as conserved oligomeric Golgi complex subunit 5. The coding region runs from base 94 to 2292 and encodes 732 amino acids. NCBI's taxonomy places the organism in Eukaryota, Metazoa, Arthropoda, Insecta, Siphonaptera, Pulicidae. Gene Ontology annotation, cellular component: COG complex. The transcript has 14 exons. Gene Ontology annotation, biological process: intra-Golgi vesicle-mediated transport. The record is from RefSeq and is a predicted model, not a curated record.
UUCGUUGUAUAGUAAUUAAAUAUAGUAGAAACAUUUAUAUUAAUAUUAUUUAACAUUAGUAGAUAUUAUAAUAAUAUCUAGGAAAUUUUCAAAAUGAAGUCUGAAUAUGUUAAAAGCAUGGAAAAUACUGUGUUUUAUAAAAGUUUUGUUCAGAGUUUAAAAGGAGAUUCCUCAAAUCUUAAAAAGGGUGAUCAAGUCUCACAACAAAUUGAGAAAUUAUCCUCUGGACUUAAUUUCAUAUCAACAGAAUUGCAAAGCAAGAUUUGUGAACAGCACAAUGCACUACUUACGCAAGCUAGUCACUCUGGACAGCUGGAUAACAUUUUAGAAGCCGUAAAAUCACACGCCAGUAGUAUAAAAUUGAGUGCAUCAGAAAUAAACUUGCGGAUUACAGAUUUGAACACAAAAUUAGAAUUGUUAACAAAGACUUUGAAAAAUUUACAUAUAACAUCACAGAUUUUGCAGAUGGUAAGUUGGUUCUUACAGAACUUCAGAGAAUUGCAACUUUUAACAGAUUCUACUAAUCAAGCACAAAUCCUUGCUGAGUUAGAGUUUAUAAGUGAGGACAUAAAUCUUAGUAGGGUAGAUAUUGUGAAACAUCAGUGCUCUGCUGUUAUUAAAAUACGACAGGAUGUCCUUGAUGGAGCUGCUGGAGAACUACAAAAAGGACUCAAUACUUUUAAUAUACAGCAGAUUCGAUCUAGCUUACAAAUUUUUUCUAACUUAAAUUUCUUGAAUACUGCUCUAAAUACUCUGCUCACAAAUUUGUUUACUGAUAUUGAGCAAAUGGUAAACUUAGCUUUGAAUGCGGGAGCUAAUUUAAUGAUGCCACCUACUCACAAGAAUUCCAAAGAGACAGAAUUUCUAGAGACACCGGCAAUCAAUCACGACUAUAAAGUUAAAUUAUGGACAGAAGUUGACCAACUCUUUUGUGAAGGCUUGCAUAGGCCUUGUAAACAAGUUCAACUAUUGGAUAAAAUUAUCAAUGAUGAAAAUUUGUUAUCGAAUAAGAGAAAUUUGAUGGCAACACUCUGGGAAAAGUUGCAUUUAGUCUUAAAAUCGGGUUUUAAAAAUGCUUCAUCUAAUGCAUGGCAUAAUUUAGAACUGGAAUUACCAAGACUAGUUGGAGCAGCGGGUACCCUUGAAGAAAAAUUGGGGAAGAAAUAUAUGUUUAAUUCAGAAUUAUUUCAACCGUUUGAAUCAGGAUAUGUUAAUAGAUGCCAGAAUAACUUGCAUGCAUGUUUUCACAAUAUAGUUGUACCUAAUUAUGAUGUAAUAGACACAUUAAUAAGAACAUCUACUGCAGAACUCAGUGCGGCGAUUGUUAAUAAAAAUCUUAGUAGCAAAAUAUUAUUGUUAGUAAAUGAAGAAAAUGCAUAUUUCUGGGAUUUAGUAGAGGCUGCCAUAAAAAAAACACCUGAAGCUGCACAAAUUGUUGAUUCACCAAAUGCAUUGCAGCUUUCAAAUAUAUUUCUUGCUAAUGUAACAUUUUAUCACAUGGAGCAAAUGAGAAAUAUGCAUUGCAAUUUAGGUUCAAAUCUUCCGGAAGAAGAAGGUGAUACAUUUUUGGCAGAUUUAUCAAGGGGAGAUAUUUUGAUAAGCAAUAUAAUUGAACCUUUAAAAAAGUCGAUAGAAAAUUGUAUAUAUGCAAUUCUUAUAAGUCUUCAUCAGGAUCCAAGCUUAAAUAAUAAUUCAGUCAAUUCUACUGGGCCUUCACUAUACAUGAAAGAGUUACAGCAAUUUAUUGCACGAGUAAAGAAAUUGCAUUUAAAUCCAUACAAUGAUCUAAAUACUGUUAGCAAAUGUUGUAAUGAGUUGGCUAUACGAUGCAUCGAUCAAUUUAUAUUUAAUGUUUGCUGUGUAAGACCUCUAACAACAAUGGGUAGAAAAAAACUUGUAUCAGACUGCAGUCAUCUUGAGAUGGCUUUAAAGCCAUUUGUUAAUGGAUUAGGACAAUUGGGAACCCCUUAUAAGUGCUUACGUUCACUAUCUGUAGCAUUAGAUCUGCCACCUCAAUCUGUAACUUUAGAUGGAACUUUGAGGGCUUCUACAGUAUUGAUGCUUCUAUUUUCUCAUGCUGGUACAGAGUUAAAUUCUCCACAUGUAGCACUGGGCUGGAACAUAGAAAAGUUUUCAUCAUGGUGGGAGUCCCACACUUUAGAAAAAGACAGAUUGGAAAUGAUUUUGGGAGCUCUUCAAAAAUAUGAAACAACAAUUAGACAGAAGAAAAAUGCUUAUUAUGAUCCUGUAUACUCCAUUAUAUCUCGACUUAUAAAAUCAGUUAUGCAAUAAAGUAUUACAUAAAAUUAUAAUAAAAAAUAAUCAAGCAAGAAAUUAAAACAAGAGUUAGUAUAUAGUGAAUUAUGUAUAAAUUGAUAGAAUAGCUCCAUCAAUAAUAAAUAGGGUAAUUUAUCAGAAUGAAAUCAUUCAUUAAUAAUUUUAAUUAUGAAAGUUAAUUUAGUAGUUGAAUUGUUAUUAAUGUUCAACUACUGUGU